This is a messenger RNA of Cetraspora pellucida, 474 nucleotides long. NCBI's taxonomy places the organism in Eukaryota, Fungi, Glomeromycota, Glomeromycetes, Diversisporales, Gigasporaceae. The record is from the annotation of a GenBank genome assembly.
AUGAGUAGAAAUUCUAGAAGAAAUGAUCUUGAAAGAAUUGACUUUCAAAGAGAAGACAUAAAAAGACUAUUAAAAUCUUUAAAUUUGGUGUCAUCUUUGGAUCUUACCAGAUAUAAUAUUAGAAAUUUGGGUGAUUUGAAAUUACUUUCUAAAGUUAAGAGUAAACUUUUGGAUUAUACCCGUGAACGUCCGGCUGCUAAGCUAGCAAGAGGUGUAUAUACAUGGACUGAAUUUAAACCCUACGCUCGUCGCCACUACCAUGCCUUUAAAGAUUAUCUUAGCGAACAAGUUCCUCCGAUUGAUGCCCCCGAAAAAAUGAUUUUCUGGGCUAUAAAAGACUUGCACAGAUCUAGGCGUGACGCUUUAUUGAAGGAAAGAAGAAAGGACAGAGAAAGGAGAGCCAGAGAAAGACUACAAAAUGCGGAAGCUGACGAUGUCAGACCAGAUGGUUAUGUUGGAUAUCACCCUAAGUGA